Messenger RNA from Ostreobium quekettii, 999 nucleotides. NCBI's taxonomy places the organism in Eukaryota, Viridiplantae, Chlorophyta, Ulvophyceae, Bryopsidales, Ostreobiaceae. The record is from the annotation of a GenBank genome assembly.
AUGAGUCGUCCCCCCUUCCCGGUGCCCCCAGGAGGGCCGGGACUGGCCCCGCCUCCCGGCUAUUUCGUGCCGCGUCCGCCGAUGCCAGCGCCGUUUCCGAUGCAGCCCUAUCCUCCGGGAGCGCCCGUGCCCAUGGUGGGUGUGCCGCCCAUGGGCCAAGCCCCCCCGCGCCCCAUGUACCCAGGAGCCCCAAUGCCUGGUCCACCGAUGACGCCAGGAGGAGUGCCUCCCCGCAAUCCAGGCAGGCAGCGCACUUAUCCAGGUACAAUGGCACGGGCGGGAGGUCCCAGGGCACCGAGGACGCCCCCUCCAAGCAUGUCCAUGGUCCACAGGAGCACCAGCGUGUAUGUUGGGAAAAUUGCCAACAGCGUGGAUGAUGGCGUGAUGCAGUCACUACUGGAGGCUUGUGGAGGUGUGAAGUCCUGGAAACGCCAAGAAGAUCCGGAAACCAAGCAGCCCAAAGGAUUCGGGUUUUGCGAGUUUGAGGAUGCUGAAGGGGUCCUUCGGGCGCUUCGGUUGCUGAACAACCUGGCGUUGGAUGGUCAAGAGUUGCUGGUGAAAUGCAACACUGCCACCCAGAAAUACAUUGAGGCUUAUGAAAGUGAGAAAGAGGCCAGGGAAGCUGAAAAGCAAGAAGAGAAGGAGGAAGGGGAGGCUCCUGGGAAUGCUGAUGAGGAUCGGGACAACGAGGUCCUGGAAAAGAUCAUGGCCAUUGUGAGUGACAGAGAGGACAAGAUAAAGAAGCACAAGGCUGACCAGGAAAGGGCAGCGGAGGUUUUGAAUGCUCUUGCAGUCGCCAAGCCAGACUCGGCGACUGGGAGCAGGGACAGGGAGGACAGGGAGCGGAAUGACCAUCGUGGAAGGAGCAAGGAAAGGACAAUGGAACGGGAAUUUGAUCGCAAGAGGCAGCAAGAGCGGCGCGAACAAGAAGCGAAGCAAAGGGAGGAAGACCGUGCUUAUGACAAAAAGCUGCAAGAAUGGGACCGCCAAGAGAGGUAA